This is a messenger RNA of Cuscuta campestris, 807 nucleotides long. NCBI's taxonomy places the organism in Eukaryota, Viridiplantae, Streptophyta, Magnoliopsida, Solanales, Convolvulaceae. The record is from the annotation of a GenBank genome assembly.
GCUCCAAGGAAGGGGAGUCGUACGGGAAUAAAGCAGCAGCCAAGCCGCUGCAAUAGUGGCGGCCGGCGACGACGACGAUGGAGGAUGGUGGGCGAUGGCAACCGGCGGUGGUUCAUUCAGCUCCAAUACUGCAAUUUUCAUCAUCUCCUUCAACAAUUGGGCGAUCAAAUCCAUGCUCAAAUCAGAGAUUAUAAUAUACGCACCUUCGAAGAAGUUUUGGAAGAAAAUAAUUUUUAUUUAGUGAUGAAAGUCAAGGUAUUGCGCAAUUUCCAAAGCACAAAGACUACGAAUCACCUUUGCAUGCUGCAACUUUUUGGAAAGACCAAGAUUCAAAAGCUAUCGGAAAAUGGAUUUCCCCAUUUCUGAUACAACUUUAGGAGUUUUGAAGAUAUUCACAAAAUGAGCUUUGGUGACACACUGUCCUUUUAGUUGAUGCAAUCGGGAAAGUUGUUUGCCGAACCCCGCUUGAAACCCGAAUGGUAAACCAUGCUCCGGAGCAAAUAAUGAAAGUUACAUUGGAGGGCCACAACAAUUGGAUUGCGAGUAUUGGCGACGGGAACGCAUGGGAUGAACAAGACGGAUAUGUUGAGGAGCGUGCAAUUUUGGCUCCUACAUUUGAUGUUGUCGAUUCCAUAACUGAAUAUAUGACCGCGAUGAAUCCAAGCAGCAAAUCUCGAACAUACCUUAGUUCUAACAGGUUCAUGGACUUCUUAGCCCCAUAAGUUGGACAUUUUCCUUAAGAUUUGUUAUUGAGUGAUUGUUGUGAGGUGCGUUUGUUUGUUAUUUUCAUAAAUUUAAGGUUUUUUA